Molecule: messenger RNA, 1605 nt
Organism: Heterostelium album PN500
Lineage: Eukaryota; Evosea; Eumycetozoa; Acytosteliales; Acytosteliaceae
Product: WD40 repeat domain-containing protein
Exons: 1
Coding region: 1-1605 (534 amino acids)
Biological process (GO): ubiquitin recycling; proteasome-mediated ubiquitin-dependent protein catabolic process
Cellular component (GO): cytoplasm; nucleus
Molecular function (GO): ubiquitin binding
Source: RefSeq, a predicted model, not a curated record
AUGGUUAAAAAUAAUAAUUAUAAAGAUAUUAGAAAUUCACCAUUGCAAUUAUCUUCACAGAAUAAUAAUAUAAUUUCACCAAAACUAAUAUCUUCAUCAUCAACAUCACCACCAUCCAAGAUAGAUUCCAAUAACAAUGAUAUAAAUAUCCAAAUUCUACCAAUAGAGAUUUUAUAUAAUAUUUUGGUUAAUUUGAAUCUUUUUGAUAUUAAGAGUCUUUUGGUUUCGAAUCGAUAUUUCUACUCUUUGGUAAAUCAAGAGAAAAUAAUAUGGAAGAACCUGUUCUUUCAAUAUUUUAAAUCCUCUCAAAGAGUAAAAGAUUUCAAUAUGUAUAAUAAUAAUAAUAAUAGUAGUAAUAAUAAUGUAGGAGGUGGAGGAGGAAGUUCACCAGAUUGUUUGUUUUACAAUAAAAAGAAUAUAAUAUCCUCUCAGAAUGUUUCACCACCAGUCAACAACAAUAAACCAUUGAAUUGGAAAAUGAAAUUCAAGAAGUAUCAUGACAUCAAUAGGAAUUGGUGUACUGGCAACUACGAGUCGAAAUCCAUCGAGGGUCAUAGUGGUGGUGUUUUCACUCUGUCCUUCAAGGACAACUUGAUGUUGACCGGUUCCUUCGAUAAGCUGGUUAGAAUAUGGGAUCGAAAGAAUAUGGUGAGAAUCGGAUCAAUCAUGGGACACGCCGGUUGGAUAUGGAGUGUUUUACUGGAGAGAUCGAAAUCGACACACGCUCUCAUCGGGAUGAGCUCAAGUCAGGAUUCAACUAUAAACAUUACGAAUCUCACUCAAAUAAGUUCUAAACUUCACAAUCAACAUCAUCAUGAAUCUCUAGAGGAAUCCGCCAAUAACAAUAUAGAUUCAAGUAUAAAGAUAACUAAUAAAUGUAAAUCUACAAUUUCACCAAUGAUUAGGCUGAAUGGUCAUGUUGGAACGGUUUGGACUAUAGAGCCAGAGAAGGAUUUACAACAUUUCUUCAGUGGUGGAAGUGAUUGUCUUAUUAAAUAUUGGAGUAUCGACUCGAAGGAAUCAUACAAUGUUGGAAGACAUCAAGAUGUUGUUCUUUGUUUAUCGAUAAUUAAUGAUAAGUUACUUGCAUCUGGCUCGGCAGACAACACUGUCAGAUUAUGGGAUAGACGUUCAGUUGGACAUCCACUUAUGACACUUCAAGGUCACGGUGGAUUUGUUAAUACGAUCGAUAACAAAGGCAACUAUAUAGUGACUGGCUGUGACGAUAAAUUGAUUAGAAUAUUCGAUAUUAGAAAUGGAAUGUGUGUUGACACAUUGAAUAGUCAUACCGACGCAGUGAGAACAUUGAAGAUCAAAGGAGAGAGAAUGGUAUCUGGUUCAAGUGAUAUGGUGAUCAAGGUAUGGGAUACAAAUAACUACAACAAACCUCGACUCAGUCUCAAAGGACACACUGGAUCCAUUGUCAGUCUUCAAUUUGACAACAAGAAAAUCAUCUCUGGAUCCUUGGAUUCAACAAUCAAAACUUGGAAUUUCAAUAUCAAAAAGAGUGGAAGACACAGUUCAUGUUCAGAGCAUGAGAAUAAGAAUAAAAUUUCUUCACCAAUCAACUAUAUAAGAUAUCCAUUUCAAUCGCCAAAGAUAUAA